GUCGAUUACGCGAGAUAAUUGAAGAGAUUGUUUCAGUUACAUUUUGAUCAUGAUGCGAAUGGGAGUGCUGCUGUUAGCAUUCAUGCUGAUCGUUGGCCAACUGGCGUUGCCAGCAGAAAGUUGGCAGGCGCAUUUUAAGCCCGCCUCGCUGCAUCUGCAAAUGGAGACAAGCGCUGAAGUCGAACUGCAUCUUUGGGAUAUACCCAGCGAACUUGGGUCGAGCGCAAAUCGCUACAGCUUUCGCCUGAUCAGCGAUGAUCCGCAUUUGGCCAGCGUUGCACCAGAGAAUGCCACAAUUCCGUUGCACGCAACGCUGAACAGUUGGACGGGCCGCAUUCGAAUCGAUGGACAUUUUCUGGGCGAGGCACGCAUCUCGGUGCGCCUGUGGGAUGCGUGGACGAACCGGAGCAGUCAGAGCGCCAACAACAGCGACAGCAGCCAGCUGGUGGCACAGGUGCUCCGCCCGGAACGGAUCAUCGAUCAUGUGUUCGUUGGCUCGAUCAUAUUGCUGAUGUCGCUGGUGUACAUCAAUUUUGGGGCUGCCCUCAAUGUGGAGGUGCUGCAGGGUUUGAUAACGCGUCCGGUUGGUCCCUGCAUCGGGUUCAUCACCCAGGUGCUGGGCAUGCCGCUGCUCAGCUAUGCGUUGGGCAUCUUUGUAUUCCCGGAAUCGCCAGCGAUGCAGUUGGGCCUGUUCUUUACGGGCAUUGCGCCAAGUGGUGGCGCCUCCAACACCUGGUCGGCGGUGUUGAAUGCCAACAUCAAUCUGUCGGUGCUGAUGACAACCGUUAGCAAUGUGGCCGCCUUUGGCACGAUGCCACUGUGGAUAUUCACGCUGGGUCAGCUGAUCUUCGAGAGGGCGGGCAUGCAGGUGCCAUAUGGCAAAAUUGCCACAUAUUGUGGCAGUCUGAUUGUGCCACUAUUCAUCGGUCUGGCCAUACAACGCUGUCUGCCACGCGUGGCACACUGGCUCGUUCGCCUGCUCAAGCCCAUCUCGGCCUGCCUCAUCCUCUUCAUUGUCAUCUUUGCGAUCGUCACCAACUUCUAUCUGUUCCAGCUCUUCUCGUGGCAGAUUGCCGUGGCUGGCUUAUGUUUACCGUUAUUGGGCUAUACUAUCGCUUGGCUGGCGGCGAAGCUGCUGAACCAGAAUGCAGCCGAUGCGCUAACAAUUGCCAUCGAGACGGGCAUCCAGAAUACGGGAAUUGCGAUCUUCUUUCUGCGCACCACCUUGCCACAGCCGCAGGCGGAUCUGACGACAGUGGUGCCGGUAUCCGUGGCAAUUAUGACGCCGCUGCCACUGAUGGGCAUCUAUCUAUAUCAACGCUUGCGUCGCGUCAAAUUGGGCGUCGAGGAAUUACCCGGCUCGGAGCGCCAGCGAAUUGUUUGAAAGUCUAGCAAAAUGGGAUGGGUAAGCCUCUGCUGAGAGGCUAUAAGCAAUUGCGUAGUUUGUGUUAUUGUUAUAAACAUGUAAAUCGCCUAUAUAUAUAUACAUAUAUCUAUUUCGAAUUGGCAACAAUUUCAAGUGUAAAUCUCAGUCGCAAGGUUUCUGUAAAACAGCAGCUUUGACAAUGUAUUCGAUAGCAAAUCAUUAAUCGAUUAUUAAAGCAUUUAAUUUCA
Molecule: messenger RNA, 1614 nt
Organism: Drosophila grimshawi
Lineage: Eukaryota; Metazoa; Arthropoda; Insecta; Diptera; Drosophilidae
Product: ileal sodium/bile acid cotransporter
Exons: 2
Coding region: 50-1384 (444 amino acids)
Cellular component (GO): membrane
Source: RefSeq, a predicted model, not a curated record